UCAGGUGGUUUUCCAGGAAGAAAAAUCGCCAUGUACCAGCCGCCUUUGCCCCCAGCGCCUGUCCAGCCUCCUCCGCCGCCGCCUCCACCCCCGCCAGAUUCGGAUGAAGGCCUUUGUCCGCCGGGAGUAAGUGAUUCCUCGCACACCUACCAAUCCAAUGAAACCCAUGCCCAGGGUUAUGCCUAUCCGGAGGCUCCAACUCUCCAUGCCACGCCCAACUACGAUCCCUACCAGCAGCAGCAGGCAGCCUAUGGAUACGAGGGAUAUGCCUACCAGGAUCCAGCGCAGAGGUUCUAUGGUCAGGAGCACGCCUACCAGUACCAGGCACCGGGAACUUCGUACCCCUACGAGGGUUACAAAUACCCAGAGCGCUAUCCGGCAUACGGAUCCAAUUACCGCCAGUCAUCCGAAAGGGAGAGGUACCACUCCUACGGCUCCAGUCAGGGAUACCACCACUAUCCCGGCUAUAACUCGGGAAAGCGGUAUGAGCAGCGACACGGCCAGGAACACCGACAUUCCCAGGAAUCUCGGCAUGGCCAUGGACACUAUGCCCACCGGACGCCAAGGGGAUCGCAUCACGGCUACUACGGAUCUGCAGCGAGGAGCGCCGGCAGCUACCGCGAGCGGGAGCGGAGCGAACCCGUGGAGAAGCCCAGGCCCAAACCCAAGGUGGAGACCGAAAGGGAUCGCCUCCUGCGGCAGUGGUGUUCCAAUUUCUGCGAGAAGCCCGAGGAUUAUGUGAAGAAGAUGAACGCGCUGAGCGAGGCGGAUGCUCCUGCCGAGUCGUGGGUGCGAUCCUCGCCAGCCGAUCCCUACUACGAGCGCAGCGAGAACGAGAUCAAGGGUCGCGUGCGGCUGCAGAAGCUGUGCCAGCUGUUCGACGAGGAGCUGCUGCACCGAGCGGAGCGGGUGCGCCAGAAGCUGCCCGUUUACGUGCCGCCGCCGAGGAAGGCGCGUCGGCGUGUCUGCAAGCACAAGCACAAGUCGGAGGCCUGCUCCUCGUCCUCCUCCUCCGACGAGGACUCCGAUGACGACGCCUUCAAGAUCGAGCAGGACUGCUGCAUGGAGGAGUUGUCGCGCAAGGUGCAGCAUCCGCAGCGGGUGCACGCAGAUCUGUGGCACAACGACGCCGGUGAGAUGAACGACGGUCCGCUAUGUCGCUGCUCGGCCAAAUCUCGACGCAUUGGCAUCCGGCAUGGCAUCUAUCCGGGUGAAACCGGUUACAAGCUGUGCGACCCGAACAGCAACAAUGCCGGCAAGCUCUUCCACUACCGGAUCAGCAUCUCGCCGCCCACAAACUUCCUGACCAAGACGCCCACCAUCAUCAAGCACGACGAGCACGAAUUCCUCUUCGAGGGCUUCUCGCUGCUCUCGCACGUGCGCCUCAGCGAUCUGCCCGUGUGCAAGGUGAUCCGUUUCAACAUCGAGUAUACCAUUGAGUACGAGGAGGAGAAGAUGCCGGAGAACUUUACGAUCCACGAGCUGGAUCUAUUUUUUAAAUAUCUGUUCCACGAGCUGCUUGAGCUGGUGGACUUCAAUCUGAUGCCUAAUCUGGUGUCAGACAGCGCUGAGGAAUCCUGCCCGGCCUUCCACUUCCUACCCCGCUUCGUUCGCGAUCUUCCGGAUAAUGGAAAGGAGGUUCUGGCCAUGGUCGAAGUGCUUCGCUACCUGCUGGACAACUCCGCUGAGCUGGUGGAACGGCAGCAGCUGCUGCACCUGAACCAGAUCAGUCAGAGCGAGUGGCAGAACUACGUGGACUUCAUCAAGGGAAUGCUGGUCACGAAGCCGGGUCACAAGCCGUGCUCGCUGCGCGUCGAUCAGCUGGACAGGAACAACUCCGAUCUGCCCGAGUGCGUGGAUCGUGAGUCGGGAAUCUCGCAUCCGGCGAUUGUGCACUUUGGCAUUCGUCCGCCGCAGCUGAGCUACGCCGGCAAUCCGGAGUACCAGAAGGCGUGGCGGGAGUAUGUCAAGUUCCGCCACCUGAUGGCCAACAUGUCGAAGCCCUCGUUCAAGGACAAGCGCAAGCUGGAGGAGAAGGAGCAGCGACUGCAGGAGAUGCGUACGCAGGGGCGCAUGAAGCGCAACAUCACGGUGGCCAUCAGCUCGGAGGGUUUCUAUCGCACGGGCAUUAUGUGCGAUGUGGUGCAGCACGCCAUGCUGGUUCCCGUGCUAACCGGCCACCUCCGCUUCCACAAGUCACUCGAUCUGCUGGAGGAGAGCAUCGGGUAUAGCUUCAAAAAUCGCUAUCUGCUCCAGUUGGCGCUGACGCAUCCCUCGUACAAGGAGAACUACGGCACGAAUCCGGAUCAUGCCCGCAACUCGCUGACCAACUGCGGCAUUCGACAGCCGGAGUACGGCGAUCGCAAGAUCCACUACAUGAACACCCGCAAGCGGGGCAUCAACACGUUGGUGAGCAUCAUGUCGCGAUUUGGCAAGGAUCACGAAACCGUUUCGAAUAUCACGCACAACGAGCGGCUGGAGUUCCUCGGCGAUGCUGUGGUGGAGUUCCUGAGUUCCAUCCAUCUGUUCUUCAUGUUCCCGGAGCUGGAGGAGGGUGGUCUGGCCACUUACCGGGCAGCCAUUGUCCAGAACCAACACCUAGCCCUGCUGGCCAAGAAGCUGCAGUUGGAGGAGUUUAUGCUGUAUGCUCACGGAUCCGAUUUGUGCCACGAGCUGGAGCUGCGCCAUGCCAUGGCCAAUUGUUUUGAGGCCCUCAUGGGUGCCCUGCUCCUGGAUGGUGGAAUCAAGGUGGCGGAUGAGGUGUUCACCGAUGCGCUCUUCCGGCAGGACGACAAGCUUCUGAAUAUCUGGAAGAAUCUGCCGGAGCAUCCGCUGCAGGAACAAGAGCCACUGGGCGAUCGCAACUGCAUUGGCAACUAUCGGGUGCUGAAGGAGCUGACCAAGUUCGAGGACUCCAUCGGCAUCAAGUUCAAACACAUUCGUCUCCUGGCCCGCGCGUUUACCGAUCGCUCCAUUGGCUUCACCCACUUGACUUUGGGCUCCAAUCAGCGUUUGGAGUUCCUGGGCGACACAGUUCUGCAGUUGAUUUGCUCGGAGUAUCUGUAUCGCCACUUUCCUGAGCAUCACGAGGGCCACUUGUCCCUGCUGCGUUCCUCGCUGGUUAAUAACCGCACACAGGCGGUGGUCUGCGAUGACUUGGGGAUGCCCAAGUAUGCGGUCUAUGCCAAUCCCAAGGCGGAUUUAAAGACCAAGGAUCGUGCCGAUCUGCUGGAGGCCUUCCUGGGCGCCUUGUACGUGGACAAGGGUUUGCUGUACUGCGAGCAGUUCUGCCACGUCUGCUUGUUCCCGCGCCUGCAGCUCUUCAUCAUGAACCAGGACUGGAACGAUCCCAAGUCCAAGCUGCAGCAGUGCUGUCUCACCCUGCGCACCAUGGAUGGCGGCGAACCGGACAUUCCCUACUACAAGGUUGUGGAGGCCAGUGGUCCAACCAAUACGCGGGUCUACAAGGUGGCCGUGUACUUCCGCUCAAAGCGACUGGCCACCUCCAGUGGCUCCUCCAUUCAGCAGGCGGAAAUGAAUGCGGCCAAGCAGGCACUGGAGAACUCAAGGGACCUUUUCCCGCAGCUGGAUCACCAGAAACGUGUCAUCGCGAAGAGCAUCAAGAAGCAAACGGGCAACGAGCUGGACAACGAGGGUGAUCGACAGCAGCAGGACGAGAAGGUCAAGCGGCCCAAGUACGCAGCUCCGCUGCAGGAUGAGAGUCAUCUGCCCAAGCAAUAUCGCAUGCACGAGAACAUCUCCAGCGAUGAGUUGCCGGAAGAUGAUGACUUCGAAAGCACAGCUCCCAAGAGUCCAACAAUGCCCUUAAAACUGAACCGGAGUGGCAAUAGCAGCAGCAGCAGCAGCGAUAGCGAUGCCUCCAGCUCAUCUCCCAAGCGCCAACGGCGCAUCAGAAAGAGUUCUUCGGUCUCGUCCCUUACUUCAUUGGGAUAAUCUGACGAUAGUGGAACAUUUUUAGUAAAAA
Drosophila takahashii is the source of this 3985-nucleotide messenger RNA. It is a transcript of the gene drosha, whose product is annotated as ribonuclease 3 drosha. Gene Ontology annotation, biological process: pre-miRNA processing; primary miRNA processing; rRNA processing. Gene Ontology annotation, cellular component: nucleus; microprocessor complex. Gene Ontology annotation, molecular function: RNA binding; ribonuclease III activity. The record is from RefSeq and is a predicted model, not a curated record. NCBI's taxonomy places the organism in Eukaryota, Metazoa, Arthropoda, Insecta, Diptera, Drosophilidae.